AUGGCGAGCUUCUUCGGCAUGGGGCGCGCGCCCCACCAGCUGUCGCUCAGGGUGAUGUACGAGGGCUACGCGAAGAACCCGGAGGAUCCGGACGCGCCCAUCCCGCGCGAGGGGACCCUCGCCGUGGACUGGGAGGCGGCCGAGGAGUCCUCCGCGGUGCUCGAGCGAAUCGACGCGCAGAUGCGCACCCUGCCGUUCAACCACAAGGGGCAGGUCGUCGCGCUCCGCCUGGACGUCGACGACCGCGCGGGAUCCGCGUCGAACGCAUCCUCGUCGCCGAACGGAGGAUCCGCUGGUAACGGCGCGAACGGCACCCUCGGCGCGCAUCAGAGGACGUCCAGCGGCAACCUGCUCAAGGACGUCUUCGGAGCUGGGGGGCUCACGUCGUUUCUCCUCGGCGGCGGCGACGACGGCGAAGCGGCCGCCGCGGAUCCAAAAAAAAACCCGAAGCUUCCCCCGUCCACAUCCGCGCAGGGAGACGGGGCGUUAAAGCCGCCCGUGCGAACACAGCUGGUCGUCGAGGAGUGCCGCCCCAGGGCCGUGCGCGUCGAGGUUCGAGCGACCAACUCUUCCGGCUCGUCGGUUCCGGGGUCGGCUCUCGCGGCGCUGGAGAGGGUCGAUUUGACAGCUGUGCACACGCUCGCGCUCGGCGAGGGAUGCCACGGGCUCGUGCUGGACCUUAAGGACAGGCUGAAGUCGGUGCGCACGCUGGACCUGAGCGGGGGAGGGCUGGUCGCCGUCCCGGAGGAGGCGUUUGCGCUGGGACCGAGGGUGCGGGAGCUGAUCCUGGACGAUAACAAGCUGACGUCGCUUCCCUCGCUGACCCGCAUGCCCAAGCUCCGGCGACUCAGCGCGGAGAACAAUCAGCUCCGGGAGCUCCGCGGGGAUCUGCGCGAGUGCGCGGAGCUGAGGGAGGUUUCGCUGGAGGGAAACAAGCUGACAAGGCCCGCGCUGGACAUGAAGGCGUUGCGCAACCUCGAGAUUCUUCGUCUCUUCGAUAAUCCCGUGGAGCACCUACCGGAGAUGCACCAUGCGCACGAGCUGCGGACGCUGACGCUGUUCAACGUUCGCAUAUCCGCGGAUAGGGACAUGCGCGAGGUGGAGGUGACGAGCGAGGACAUCCCGUCCACCUUGGCCGCGGCGUUCGGCGGCGCGAGGGACGAGAGGGCGUACUCCAUGUUCUUCAGCCUCGUGUUCCGCCAGAGCAGCUGCCAACACCCGCUGCUGGCCAAGGCGAUCGCGCUGAUCGCGAGGAAGAAGCGCGCCAACUGCGAGGCGAUAUGCAACACGGAGGGGGGCCUACAGCAGCUCCUGGCGAUGGUGCUCAGCGCCGACGUGCUCGUCGUGAGGGAGGCUUCCACCGCGCUCGCGACGCUUGGGUCGUACCCGGAGCUGGCGCGAAAGCUCGUGGACGCAAAGGCGCCGCAGCGGAUCCUCGCCAUGCUCGGCGACGCCAAACCGACGGUGCAGAUAUGCGGGCUGCAGAUCCUCAGCGCGUUGGCGUUCGCCAGCGAUCGGAUCGCGCGGGAAGUCUUUGGCGAAACGUUGCUGGACCGGCUGAUCCGGCUCACCCGCGAGGGCGGCUCUCACGCGGUGCAGGUCAACGCGCUGGAGGCUAUGGGCAACCUGUCGUUCAACGCCGCGAACAGGCGCGUGGUGGCCAAGUACGCCAGGUCAUUGCUCGCCACCCUGGCGCUGCCCGCCGCGCCAGCCUCGGCGUCUUCCAGGGCUGGCACGCCGAUGCAGAGCCCGGCGAAGGCUCGACACCCGGCUUGGGGGCAAAACCCGGUCGAGUCGCGGGGCUCCGCCGCGCCCACGCACCCGGAGGUUAAGCGGAUGGCGUGCCGAGCGUUGGCCAUCCUCGGCGAGAACAGGCUGGUUCAACAGGCGAUAGGGCACCGGACGCCGCCGGGGAGGGGCGUGCGCGUGCUCUGCAUGGACGGCGGGGGUAUUCGCGGCACCGCGACGGUUCAGAUGCUGAAGAGGCUGGAGCGGGGCACCGGGAGGAAGGUGCACGAGUUGUUCGACCUCAUCUGCGGCACAUCCACGGGCGGGAUGCUCGCGGUCGGCGUCGGGAUUCAUAAGCACGAGCUCGACAGGGUGACGCAGAUGUACGCGGACCUCGGCUCGCGAAUCUUCAGCAAGAUGCGCAGCAGCGGAUCGGACGAGCAGCAGAGCUACUCGAAGGCGCUCCGCGACAGGCUCGAUUCGCUGUACACCUCGGGGCAGCAGGCCAUCCGCGUGGGCGUGACCGGCAGCAAGCACGACCCGACCCUGUUCGAGUCGCUGGUGAGACAGGAGUGCCGCCUACCCACCCCGCUGGACCCGACGCGGCCGCACGAGCCCGCGCUCAUCGACACCGGUCUCAUGCCAGGACCCAAGGUUUUCGUGGUGGCCACGCUCGUGUCCGUCAACCCGGCGGCGCCUUACGUGUUCCGAAACUACGAGUACCCCGCCGGCAUGGAAGACGCCGCGAGCGGGGGGGCGUCAGCGUCGGCGUCGGCGGCGGACGACGACGACGACGAAGACGCGACGUAUUUCGAGGACACCUCGCGGACGAUGGGCAGUUGCAAGCACCUGCUGUGGCAGGGCGUCCGCGCUUCCUCGGCGGCGCCGUAUUACCUGGCCGACUACGGCAUCGGCGAUGAGCGUUGGCAGGACGGCGCGGUGACGUGCAACAAUCCGAGCAUGUUGGCGGUGAUGGAGGCCCGGCGUCUGUGGCCGGACCGGCCCAUCGACGUCGUGGUCAGCCUCGGGACAGGGAUCGUGCCGACGAAGCGCAGGGAAACCUCCGGCUUGCUCAACGCCACGAUGACGGCCACGUCCAUGCGCGUCCUCAUGGACAGCGCCUGCGAGGUUGACAGGACGGACGCCGCGCUUCGAACGCUGCUGCCGAUGAUUCCCGGGACGAAGUACUUCAGGUUCAACCCCGUGGACGAACGCUGCGACGUGGAGCUCGACGAAACCGAGGCUGGUCUGCUGCAGGGUCUCACCGACGCCACGGAUGAAUACGUCCUCCGGAACGACGCCGGGUUCGCCGAGUGCUGCGCCGCGCUUCGCGUCGGAUCCGGUGACGUGGACGGUGACGUGGACGGUGACGUGGACGCGUCCGCGGUGGCGAUCCAGGGGUCCGAGAUGGGAUCCAGGCGCGGCAUGCUGCUCGUCGAGGCACCCAGGGUGGCCGGGGAGAUGGAAGCGAGCUCGAGGUCGGUUCGGGAAUUUUGCGAGACGAGGUCCAUACCCUUCGAGCGGGUGGACACCGCCGCGGCUGCGCACGCGGCGGGCGGGGGAGAUAAGGGCCGGAAAGGACCGGGGCUCGUCGCGCUGCUCCGUGCGGCGACCAGGUUCGCGAGUCAGAUGGGCGUGAUCCACUUCAACUGCCUGGCGGACGCCGAGGGCGUGACGCUGCGGUGGGCGGAGGAGAUGAUCGCCGUCGCGGAGCCGUCGGCGGCGGCGACGGAUUUCUUGUCGCGCUCGAGGGCCAAACGCGGGACUCUCGCGGAGCUGUGCGCGCGGGACACGCGCGUGGAGGUGGACGGCGCGCUGCACACGGUUCUCGGGAAGCACGUCCAGAGGGACGACGGGGUGGGCGGCGGCGAGGUUGGCGCGUACCUCUUCCGAAGGGCGGCGGCGGGGGAGAGGCUCGGUGCCGAGGAAGCCUUGGGGCUGCUCGCGGUGUGGCGCGAUAAGAUCGUGGUGUCGCACGCGGCUCUUCCCGGGGAUCUCAUCGCGACCAUCCUGGACGCGGACGCGAAGGUGGUGCUGGCGCCGUUACUCGACGACGACGACGACGAGGGCGACGACGACGGGAGGCACGAGCGCCGGGGCGGAAUGUGGGCUUCCGAUGCGGUGGAUUUCUUCAACGCGUUUUAUCACGCGCUGUACGUGGUGGGCGCGGAUGCCGUGGCGGCGCUCGGGGCGGCGGCGCUGGUGCAGCCGUCGUGCCACCGCUUCAGGUGUCACAUGAAGAUCAACGGGGAGAUUUUGUCUCUCAAGGCUGGCGACGACGAUCUGCUGCCGGACGAGGAGGAGUAUUGA
Messenger RNA from Micromonas commoda, 4038 nucleotides. RefSeq lists its product with no specific name. Gene Ontology annotation, cellular component: membrane. Bases 1 to 4038 code for a protein of 1345 amino acids. The record is from RefSeq and is a predicted model, not a curated record. The transcript has a single exon. Gene Ontology annotation, biological process: fatty acid metabolic process. NCBI's taxonomy places the organism in Eukaryota, Viridiplantae, Chlorophyta, Mamiellophyceae, Mamiellales, Mamiellaceae. Gene Ontology annotation, molecular function: glycerophospholipase activity; protein binding.